This is a messenger RNA of Engraulis encrasicolus (European anchovy), 2979 nucleotides long. RefSeq names its product hairy/enhancer-of-split related with YRPW motif protein 1-like. The transcript has 5 exons. Bases 97 to 1065 code for a protein of 322 amino acids. Gene Ontology annotation, biological process: circulatory system development; anterior/posterior pattern specification; Notch signaling pathway. The record is from RefSeq and is a predicted model, not a curated record. Gene Ontology annotation, molecular function: RNA polymerase II cis-regulatory region sequence-specific DNA binding; DNA-binding transcription factor activity, RNA polymerase II-specific; protein dimerization activity. NCBI's taxonomy places the organism in Eukaryota, Metazoa, Chordata, Actinopteri, Clupeiformes, Engraulidae. Gene Ontology annotation, cellular component: nucleus.
CAGACCUGACAACUACUAGCAGCAGUCCAGACAGAGACAGAGACAGAGACGUGCCUUCUUCUUGUCAAGACUUCAUUUGCAGACCUGCGGGGAAACAUGAAGAGAGCUCAGGAUUCCAGCUCUUCCGAUAGCGAACUAGACACUGAAGUGGAAAAGGAAAGCACUGAGGAAAAUGAGAAUGUCUGUUCCUCGAAUGACACCCCACCUUCAGCAUCCCAGGCGAGGAAGCGGCGGAGGGGGGUAGUUGAGAAACGACGCCGUGACCGCAUCAACAACAGCUUGUUGGAACUACGCAGACUUGUGCCGAGCGCCGUGGAGAAACAGGGAUCUUCUAAACUAGAGAAAGCUGAAAUCUUGCAAAUGACAGUGGAUCACCUUAGGCUACUCCAUAAUGCUGGUGGGAAAGGUUACUUUGAGGCCCAUUCGGUGGCCAUGGACUACAGGAGCCUGGGCUUCCGCGAGUGUCUGGCUGAGGCGGCUCGCUACCUCAGCAUAGUGGAAGGCCUAGACGCCACAGACCCUCUGCAGGUCCGCCUGGUGUCCCAUCUCAGCAGCUACGCGUCCCAGAGAGAGGUGCUGCCGCCUGCACUGGGCCAGUCUCCAGCCUGGGGCCCAGCCUACAGGAGCCCUUUACCUGGCCCCCAUCAUCCUCCUCCUCCUCUCCACCCCCUCCACUUCCCACUCAAGCAGACCCAUCACAGCAUGCCUUCAGCAGGGUCACAUCGCUCCAGCUCCCCUCUUUCCUCCUCCUCCUCGUCCCCCACUGCACGUCUCCCUGCUUCCUCUCCACUCAGCAUCUCGACCUCCUCAGCCAAACCUCGCUCCUCACAGAUCCCCCACAGUGGCCCCACGGAACACAUCCUCAACCCAGCCACCGCAGCAGCAGCAGCAGCCAAACUCCCACCUCCGUUCCUGGCUUCGCCCCUCUCCUCCCUCUCCCUGUCCGGCUUACCCCUCGGCCUGGCUGCCUUCCCCCUGCUCAGCACCUCCAGCAGUCCAGCUGUACCAGGGGCCGCAGCGGCGAGGCCAUACCGGCCUUGGGGAACCGAGGUAGGGGCUUUCUAACCACCAGACACCCUCCUACCCUCCAACACUCCUCCAACAACUGACUCUGAAGGCUCUGGCUUGGGAUUUUUCAUCCUUAAAAUGAAAAAGAUGGUGUGCAGUUGGCCGUCCUCAUGAUGUAUUGAAAGAAUGAUGUGUUUAAAGAAAAAGAGGUUCUCAAACUAUAGGUAACUCUCCUUUAGCUUAACUUUUUAUUUAUGUUCACACUGGUAGUGCAUCGUAACUGUGUAACUAACUGCAUAGUUCCUGCAUUCCAGGUGGCAUCUUAAAGAAAAGUGAAGGUAAAUGGUUCUUUUUAGAUACUUUUAUUCCCUUUAUGGUGUUUUGCAUCAGCACCUUCAUGAUACUGUGCAGCCUUGGCUUUUGAUUGUUUGUUUGAGGCGCGGUGAAGCCCCAUCACAGGGUGAGAAGAGUCGACAGCUGAGCUGGAGCACUGUACUGUAUAUAGCAGGAAGAAAGAGACUCUUGAUCUUAAAGGUGCACUGCAUAACAUUUUUGAUAGUUUAUUUCCAGAAUUGACGCUGCCUAUUCAACAAUGCUACCUUUUUUAUGAAUACUUACCACCAUAAUAUUUAUGAAUAUUUACCACCAUAAAAUUAUUCGUUAUGACAACAAAAUUACACUUAACAUGCAGAAAAGGAUCUUCUCCAUGUCCGCCAUUUUGAAUUUCCAGAAAUAGACAUAUUUAGCUGCAAAACUUACUAUACUUUGGUCACACUAGUAAAUAUUAGUUUAUUACAUAUUCAUACAUAUUCAUGAAAAGAUCAAAUUUGGCAAUAGCCAGCACAGUUUUGAUGAGAUGCAUAUUUGCAAUACCUACUCUGACCAUCAUCCUACACAGUGCACCUUUAAUAAAGAUGACUGGAAAGUCCAGUAGUGGGCUAGCUAGCAUGACAAAUUGAUUUCUUGUUGUGACAAGCUGAUCAGCCUGUGUUGAGCAACUGAGCAGCAUGUUUUCUUUACUGGAUACGGUGCCACUGUCUGUUGUAGUGCCAAUUAGCACAUCAGAACAGACACAUGUUUACACCAGACUCCAGUUAAUGUGUCUCAGUUGUCCAAUGUGCUCUUUGAGGGAGUCUCUGUUUCCAUUCUGUACAUGACAAAUUAAUGAUAUACUGCGGUGUUUUGAAGGGUUUUCUUUUUCAUGAUGUCAAGAUUGUGCACUGAAGGUUCUCGUGAAGCUCUGACGUCUGGUAAGAAUGACAACUGUAACCCUUAGGAGAAUGUAAUUGCGACAAAGAUGCCACCAAAAAUGGGCAUACUUUUGGAUUAUUUUUAUUUUUAUAUAUAAAGCAACAGCACGUAGUCACUGAAAUUGUAAGUGCAGGAUCUGUAUGUGGAAAUGAGAGUUCUUAUUGUUCUCCACUUCUGGAUUACCCAUUUCAUGUGAAUGAGAAGUUUGAUUUUCAGAUAUGUCUAAAUAAAGUUUAUUUCUAUGGGAAAAAAACAAGCAUAGGCCUAUCUAUAUUUUGUGACAUAAAGUUCUGUUUCUAACCAUGAAAUCAUCAUGCAAAUAGAUGCACAUACAAAUGAGGAGUUUGACACAGUCAUCUCAACAAGCCUGACAGCAUCCACUACAGCCAAUGCCACCACUGACCUAGUCUCAUGCUCUGGCUAUUCAGCUCGUCAGACCGCACGACCCCUGUGAAAGGAGCAGGAAACGGCUGAGGAAGUAAUCCACAAAGGCUCUCUGACCUCUUGUUUCUGAGCGUGUCAGUGGUGUGAGAAGGGGAGUGACUGUUGUCUCUGGGGUUGCAUCUCAAUUCACUUUUGAUUUUUGUUUUGGUAUCUUGAUAAUAUGCUUCGAUUCAUUUAAAAAGACAUUCAGCGAACAAAGGCAGUUGACCAGAAGUGAGUUUCACACGGUCAGACGGCGCCUAGCGAGGCUACACUGACACCUGCUGGUGAGACAAA